Necator americanus (New World hookworm) is the source of this 684-nucleotide messenger RNA. RefSeq lists its product as uncharacterized. Gene Ontology annotation, biological process: chromatin remodeling. The transcript has a single exon. The record is from RefSeq and is a predicted model, not a curated record. Gene Ontology annotation, cellular component: nucleus. NCBI's taxonomy places the organism in Eukaryota, Metazoa, Nematoda, Chromadorea, Rhabditida, Ancylostomatidae. Bases 1 to 684 code for a protein of 227 amino acids.
AUGGCGACCGGUGAGAGGCGAUCCAAUCCCAGGUUGCUCAGGACGAUAUCGAUUCUGGACCAAGGCGACACACGCACGAACCGCCAUGGAGACUGUCUCAGACUGUGUACUUACAACGCGAGAACAGCGUCCACAGACGCUGACCCGCAUGCCCUUCUCGGAGCUGCAGAGCGUGUUAAAUCUCACGUGAUUGCUCUGCAGGAGACCAAGUGCAGAAGGAGCGACGUACGACAAAUGAAUGACGGUACACUCGUCAUUCGUGGAGGGAAGGUUCCGUCACGAAAUGUAGGAAGUGCUGGUUUUGUUGUGCACCCAUCUGUCGUCUAUCUUGCCGAUUCUCAUGAGAUCCUGUCACCAUGUCUGGCCAUUCUUCGCCUCCGCCCUUUGUGCCAAAAACCCAUCAGUAUCGUCAACUGCUACUCACCAACAUCAGCAGCUAAUGAAUCCGAAUUGGAUGCGUUUUACGAGAAGCUGGAGGAUGUGAUCCGCAACGAGAAGUCCUUCUACAAAUUCGUUGUCGAAGACUUCAAUGCGAAACUAGGAAAGGCUACGGAAGAAGAAUACAGGAACGGAAGAUUUGGACUAGGGGACCGGAACGAAAAUGGCAAUCGUCUCGCCGGUCUGUUAUCUGCCGCUCGCCUCUUUCAUAGGAGCUCCCUUUUCAUGAAGAAAGAUCAUCGCUGA